CCCAAGUUGAGCCCCAUGCCGAGAAUACAGAUACAAAGCAGGUGGAAUUGCGACAUCGCCAGGGCUUCGCUUCUCCAACAUCAUGCCACCCGACAGUCGAGGCGGCUCUAAGCCUGCAGGAUUCCAAUCUAGAUCGACACCGAACCUUCCAACGCUACAAUCGCUACAAACACGCACUUCCAAUACACGCAACGGUCCCCCCGCGUCCACAUCUGCUACCAGCCCACUGUCAAACGAUGGCGUUGCAUCCCCGUCUGAAGUCGCGUCCGCUGAGGACAACCAGGAUGAGGAGGAUGGAGUUCUCACAUUUGACGGUGCAGACGAUACCGAGUCGGACGACGCAGAAGACCCUCCACCAACCGCCCGACCAUUGUACACCUCCAAAUCGCACACCCAACUCCCUCCACAUACCUCCAGUAACCUAUUCCCACCGUUCUACAAUAGACCACCGACCCCUCUGCCUCCUUCGCCGUCGCUGACAUCGCUUCUUCGACCCUCGUUCAGUACGACGACCUCACGGCCGACGACUCCAGAAUCGUCCGAUGUAGAGCUACCCACACGCACAAACACAAAUGGCACAAGCAUAAGCACCCCAGGGUCGUCGGUCAAUCUUGCAAGCAUCACCAAGUCUGCGCGGCAUGCGCCAGCCGUUCCUCGGGCGUCACCCAAGGUUCCGACGUACGAAUACUAUGGUUUCGCGGUGUAUCUAGCCAGCUCUGCUGCGUUCCUCUUAUACAUUGUCUGGGCCUAUGUGCCUUCGCCUUUGCUGCACCAGAUGGGCAUACACUACUACCCCAAUCGAUGGUGGGCGCUGGCGGUGCCGUGUUGGCUGGUCGUGCUGGUCAUAUACAUAUAUGCCGCGCUGGCGAGCUACAACACACGAUAUCUCACAUCUCCGCUGACGAGCUGCGAAAACCUGGUGGACGAGUGCGCACAGAUAGCGAUUGUCGACAGGCGCACCGGAGAAAUUCUGCGCGGACGACAACCGCAAAAGGGAAAUCAAGAUGGCAGGAAGGAUAAGGAAAAGGGCAUAGACGGGAAAGGCAGUGGGGCAGCGAGUCGAUCUAGCUCGAUGUCUAUCCAACAGCACCAAUUCAGCAAAUCCGACCAGGUUGACUGGAAUCAACUAUGGAGCAUGGGCACGGACGCAGUCAUGGAUAUACCGCUUGGUGGGGUGAACGAGAUUUUGUAUGGCGCCGGCCGGGACCGGGCAGAUGUUGGGAGAUAGCGACUGCAAUACACAACAUAUCCACAUAUCCACCACAUCCACCACAUACAUCACGACUCGGUGCUGCAACUCUGCUGGGCUAGAGGC
Aaosphaeria arxii CBS 175.79 is the source of this 1315-nucleotide messenger RNA. Its product is annotated as PIG-P-domain-containing protein. NCBI's taxonomy places the organism in Eukaryota, Fungi, Ascomycota, Dothideomycetes, Pleosporales. The transcript has a single exon. The record is from RefSeq and is a predicted model, not a curated record. The coding region runs from base 83 to 1228 and encodes 381 amino acids.